CCUCAUUGAUAACAACAAUUUGCCAAUUCCUUGACAAAACACAACACCGCGUCAAACUAAUAUGUACCGACCAGUAUUGCACCAAUCUACAGCAUUCACCUGAGUUAACACUACUCUAUCCAUUCUAGCAGACGACCUGCUUCUACAGCUCCAUGGCAUUGCAAUGAAAGAUCGGCGCGCGCGGGAGCAGAUCAUCAAUAUCUGGACCGCUAGAAUCAUUCCUCUGAUACUCUUUGGAGUGGUUGUCUACACUACCUACGUAACCAUUGGGCUGCUCUGUGGUAAGCUGAUAUGCUGAAGUCUGAGAAAACACUCAACUGACCUUCUGCUAGUGGACUAUUUGCUUCGCGACCAUGGCGUAAAAGGAAGCGCUAUUGCCAUUAUUGUCGUAUACUCCAUCUUACUAAUUUUGAUGACUGUUUCAUGGCUACGAUUGUUUCUAAUAACUACUUUCAACCCUCCAUAUGUGCCGCUUGGUCCUGCUGCCAUUCGCGAACGAGAACAUUUGAACGACAAGGGCAAUAGCCAGUCUGAGGAAGAUGGUUUAGGAGCAGGCGAAUAUCAAAUGACGGAAAAAGGGGGCAAAGACGAUCCAAAUUCCCCAGGUCUUGAGUUGUUUUAUACAAAGGAUGUUUUUGUGAGCGAAGGUGAUGGUCGUCCCAUUUGGUGUGUACAAUGCAAAAAUGUAAGGGUUCAAAUUGUUCAAAGAUAUAGGAUCAGGGUUGUUAAUUAUUUCUUAUUAGUGGAAACCAGACAGAACCCAUCACGACAGGGCAUCUGGACGUUGCAUCAAGAAAAUGGAUCACUUUUGUCCGUGGUAUGUUACUGUACCUCUAUCAAUAUCCUUCUCCGUUAAUUAUUUCCUAAUAUUUUUACUUUAGGGUGGGAGGCCCUAUUGGCGAAAACAACUUCAAAUUUUUCAUUCAAUAUACAUUCUGGACGGCUUUGUACUGCCUUCAUAUUCUGAUAGUUAUGUCAUUUUACGUAUCUCGCCAGAGAGCUUCAAAGGUAACAACACCCUGCUACUACAGUACCAAGAAGUCUUGCUAAAUAGUUACUGAUUUAAAUCCUAGACUGAAAAACUCAACAAACAAUUUGUGGCCAUCAUAGCUCUGUAGGUACUCACCCUGUCUAUUUUUUAGAACAGUCCUAACUCUGCUUGUCUAUAGUGCUGGGUUCUUUAUGCUGUUCACAGGGAGUCUGACAGUUAAUUCCUGUGAUCUUGCAUUGAAAAACUUGACAGCGGUUGAAAAGCUUUCUGCACAUUACAAGGUCCAUGUCUUCGCCAUCAAGAAACCAAGUCAUUGCCGAACCCGGAGCUCAUACUACCGUGAAGUCACUUAUCCACUAGAUGAUUAUCAAAUGUCUCUUAUGGUCAGGAAGCCUGUGCCAGAUGGGUUGAGCCAAAAUGGAAAUUCUUCUGUUCUACUGGGAUCCACCACAGAGCAGGGAGAUCACGCUUCAAAUCAAUUGCAAUCAGCUUCUACAACUCCUCCAGUCGUGGUGGUCUCUAUGCCCAAUACUCUACCCGACUCCUCACAUACAGCUACUUCAGCCGUACAGCCUCACAAUAGCUCUUGCCCUGUACAGGCGCAAACAUCAAGGGACCGCAUGGCUACUAGAACCUUCGCUAUUUUGACGACCGCAGAGGGCGAAAAUCCCUGGGAUUUGGGUAGCUACGUUGCCAAUUUCAAAACUGUGAUGGGGAGUAGUGUUAUAGAUUGGUUUCUACCCACAACAAGUCCUUGUUCUAUUCACGAGGACCCAGAAAGCCAAUUCACUCUUGGAAACGCUGUGAAACAUAUUAGAGAAAGGAAUGGGCUUAUGGAACACACAUAUUCCUAUGCGGGCAAUUUUGUUCCACCACAACAGACAUCAAACACAGACAAUACCCAACAGCAGGUUCAACUCGGGACUAUCAAUGGGAAUGCUCGAUAAUGAGAUUGCCAUAAUGAGGUAUAUUCGGCACAGAGGAACUUUUUAAUAUUGGUUGUAGCGAAUCCGUAAUGUUUUCUGUGUACAUACGUUCUGGGUACUACCUUGACCUGUGGUUGGUGCAGGUUAGAGGAUAACGGAUAAGAAUGAAUGGGCUGGCAGAAAUUAAGUGUUAAUGAGAUCACUAAGAGACUUUGUUACAGUCCUUGUUCUAGUCACUCUCCAAGUGACGAUUCAGGAGCGUAGACUUUGCGGCCCAGUAUAUAUGUAGUGUCACACAAAGUAGUCAACGAAUGAGCUGU
Molecule: messenger RNA, 2237 nt
Organism: Hymenoscyphus albidus
Lineage: Eukaryota; Fungi; Ascomycota; Leotiomycetes; Helotiales; Helotiaceae
Source: the annotation of a GenBank genome assembly